Suillus paluster is the source of this 3232-nucleotide messenger RNA. Its product is annotated as adaptin N terminal region-domain-containing protein. Gene Ontology annotation, biological process: intracellular protein transport; intra-Golgi vesicle-mediated transport; endoplasmic reticulum to Golgi vesicle-mediated transport. The transcript is spliced from 20 exons. Lineage: Eukaryota; Fungi; Basidiomycota; Agaricomycetes; Boletales; Suillaceae. The coding region runs from base 138 to 2984 and encodes 948 amino acids. The record is from RefSeq and is a predicted model, not a curated record. Gene Ontology annotation, cellular component: COPI vesicle coat; cytoplasm. Gene Ontology annotation, molecular function: structural molecule activity.
GGACGAAACCGGGAACAGACAUACAAUACACAUUUGGAAGGUACUUCCCACACCCUUAUACAGUGUCGCCUAACAUCAAUAUUGUACGCAUCCAAGUAACGAUCGAGCUCACUGUCAGUCGCGUCGCCCAGGUCAUCAUGGCAGCAGAAGCACCAUGCUACACAGUCGUGUUCGAAGAUACUACAGAGAGCCCAUCCACACAGGAGCUCAGGGCAUCUCUGGAGAAAGGUUCUGAUGAAGAACGACUGGACACGUUGCGCAGGAUCAUCGUGUCUACAAUUAAUGGGAACCCUCAGCCUACGCUCUUGAUGCCGAUUAUACAAUAUAUCAUGCCCUCUAGAAACAAGCAGCUCAAAAAGCUACUUCACUUCUACUGGGAGGUCUGUCCCAAGUACGAUGAGAACGGCAAACUCAAGCAAGAAAUGAUUCUCGUUGUAAACGCCAUCCGAAACGACCUGCAACACCCCAACGAAUAUAUCCGCGGCGCUACCCUCCGUUUCCUGCAAAAAAUAUCAAAAGACGCCGAACUUUUGGAACCCCUCAUUCCUACCUGCCGCAGCUGUCUCGAGCACCGUCAUUCCUACGUACGCAAGAACGCCGUAUUCGCUGUGUACACCAUCUACCGCGAAUACGAACACCUCAUUCCAGAUGCCCCUGAACUCAUGCAGACAUUCAUCGCCGCAGAGUCUGACGCGACGUGCAAACGUAACGCGUUUGUGUUUCUCGCACAAUGUGCGAUGCCUAAGGCUGUGGAAUGGUUGAUUAGCGUAUAUGAUCAACUGACGAGCCUGGAUGAGCUGCUGCAGAUGAGUAUCAUAGAGGUUAUCAGGUUGGACUGUAAGAAUGAUACAACGCAUCGGCCGCGCUAUAUCAGAUGCAUGUUUGAAUUAUUGAACUCAUCAUCCCACGCAGUGAAAUAUGAAGCUGCCACAACGCUGACCACACUCACGCAGAACCCCGCUGCUGUGAAGGCGGCCGCUUCGUGUUUCGUUAAUCUGGUCAUCAAAGAAUCCGACAAUAACGUCAAGCUGAUCGUCCUCGAUCGCCUGGACACGCUGCGCUCAAAGCACGGGCAUAUCCUGGAUGGAUUGAUCAUGGACAUCUUACAGGUCCUGUCGAGCGCUGACAUGGAGGUCCGAAGGAAAGCCACGAGCAUCGUGCUCAGCAUGACUUCGAGUCGAAACGUCGAGGAAGUCGUACUCUUCCUCAAGAAGCAGCUGCAACAAACACAAGAGCGAGAGUUUGAAAAGGCCCCAGAGUACAGGCAACUCCUCAUCCAAUCUAUCCACGUCUUAGCGGUCAAAUUUUCAGAAGUGGCUGCAAGCGUUGUCCAUGCACUCAUGGAAUUCCUUGGAGACUCGAAUAACCCAUCUGCGUUAGACGUCGUCGCUUUUGUUCGCGAAGUGGUCGAGAAAUUCCCACACCUCCGACCGUCCAUAUGCGAGAAGCUUACCCAAACACUCACAGAGAUCAAAUCUGGUAAGACCUUCCGCGGCGUCCUCUGGAUCAUCGGCGAGUACGUCGAAGGCCUGUCGGACAUCGAGUUCACAUUCCAGGAGAUUCGCAAAGUGCUUGGCGAGAUCCCGAUUCUUGCGAGCGAGCAGCGGUUACUGGAUGACGCUGGUGGAGAGGAGGACAAAACGGAGGAUAAAAAGGUCGAGGGGAGUGGAAGGCCAAAGGUGCUUGCUGAUGGGACGUAUGCCACGGAGACGGCGUACACGAGCGCAGGUUCGGCGAGAUUGGAAGCUGUCAAGGCUGCGUCCAAGCCGCCAUUACGAGCACUCUUAUUGGGAGGCGACUUCUUCACGGGUGCGGUGCUCGCUUCGACGUUGACGAAGCUUGUGCUGCGGUUCGAGGACAUUGCCGACGAUCGUCCAAAGGCCAAUGCUAUCCGCGCUGAGUCCAUGUUGAUUAUGACGUCCAUUAUCCGAGUUGGCCAGUCCAAGUUCGUUACGGUACCAAUCGACGAGGAUUCCAACGAGCGUAUCCUGAACUGCAUACAAACCCUCAGCGAGCUCCAAGACAAACCCAUCGUCCACGACAUUUUCUUAAAGGACACGAAAGCGGCAUACUCCAAGAUGCUUGUUGCUCAAGAGAAAAAGGCAGCGGAGAAGAAAGAGUCCGAAAGCACACAGGAAAGUGUCGUGCAAGUGGACGACUUGCUUACUUUCCGGCAAUUCUCGAAAAAAUCGGCGGAUGAUCCUAUUGAUUACGUUGAGGACUUGGGCAAGGCAACGGGAGCUGCUGAAGUCCGGGAAGACUUUAUAUCCAAUCUCAGUCGUAUAUCCCAGCUCACAGGUUUCUCGGACCCCAUAUAUGCGGAAGCAUACGUCAAGAUGCACGGAUUCGACAUUUUACUUGAUGUGCUUCUGGUCAACCAGACGGCUAAUACGCUGCAGAAUCUCUGUCUUGACUUUGCAACGCUCGGAGACCUCAAGCUGGUCGAACGACCUGCUGUAUAUACUAUAGCGCCUCACGGUUUCCAGAGUAUCAAAGCUACAAUCAAGGUUUCGUCAACAGAGACGGGCGUCAUAUUUGGUAGUAUCUUAUGGGAAGGCCCUGCCCUCGCUGAAUGUUGUGUUAUCUUGAACGAUAUUCAUAUCGAUAUCAUGGAUUAUAUCAAGCCUGCGUACUGUAGUGAAACACAGUUCCGAAGCAUGUGGACAGAGUUUGAGUGGGAGAACAGGGUAAACGUGUCGACGAAUAUGUCCGACCCUCGCGACUACCUAAAGCACGUCAUGAAAUCAACCAACAUGUCUUGUCUCACACCCGAAGGAGCCAUGUCGGGUGAUUGCGAUUUCUUAUCUGCGAAUAUGUAUGCUCGCAGUCUAUUCGGCGAAGAUGCUCUAGCCAAUCUCAGUAUCGAGAAAACGGACGCUGGGAUUGUAGGCCACGUUCGUAUUCGGAGUAAAACGCAGGGUAUUGCUUUGUCGUUGGGUGAUCGGAUUACAAUGUCUCAGAAAGAUAGCAAGCCGUCGAUAUAGAACGAUAGAGCAUUGGACAUGGAGUUACGGUUGUGGAAUUGUUGUAGUGACUGAUACUGUGUAGUGGAGCUUGCACUUUUCGAGAGGGGUGAAUGUUUGUUGCAACGCUGGUACUGAUAAAUCGUUGAACUAAGUUAGGGGUUUUCUGCGUUGGUACUAGAUCAUGUGACGGGCGUCUCCACACCAUCCCCAUUCCUCAUUCAACGGUUUGAUCUUGGAAAGUUAAUUAACACCAUUGAUAUUAGUGG